Molecule: messenger RNA, 575 nt
Organism: Zychaea mexicana
Lineage: Eukaryota; Fungi; Mucoromycota; Mucoromycetes; Mucorales; Lichtheimiaceae
Exons: 1
Coding region: 57-425 (122 amino acids)
Source: RefSeq, a predicted model, not a curated record
AAAAGACUUGUCGACGCAAGUGGCGUGGCUGGCUUGUCAAGAGAAAUGCGAUACAAAUGGGGGAAGAUGAAGAAGAAGAAGAAGAACCAAGCAACCACACGUGCACUUGUAAUUCAAGAAAGGGAAAAAAGGAAAUGGGCAGUGUGGAACAUGGCUUUCUCUUUCGCUUGCAUGUUGUUACUUCUUUGCCCGGUGCGUGUGUGGAAGUAGCAACAUUUUUCAACAGUCCCAAGUUGUGUUUUUUUUCCUUUGCUCUCUUUACUAUCUUUUUUCUCUUUGCCCUCUUUCUCUUCCGCUCUCCUCACACCCCCCCUCCCAUCCUUCUUCCUCUCUCUCUCUCUCUCAAGUCGCAGGCUGACAGUGUUGACUACGCUUCCAACAGCAUUGAUUCCGCUGUAACCGCUUCGAACGUGUCUUUUGCAUAAGCCAUGUUUCCGUCUGCUCCUACAAAACAGUAUGAUAACAGCAACGACGAUCCCGACUCUAAGCAACAACAACAGCAGCAGCAGCAGCUGGCCAGUAGUGGAGAGCAACAACUGCUACCACCACCACCCCAGCAGCAGCUACAACAACAA